Aspergillus calidoustus is the source of this 393-nucleotide messenger RNA. The record is from the annotation of a GenBank genome assembly. Lineage: Eukaryota; Fungi; Ascomycota; Eurotiomycetes; Eurotiales; Aspergillaceae.
AUGUCUUUCCUCACACGCUUCGCUACCACCGCCCGCACUGCGGCUCCUCUGAGCACAGCGCGAGCUACACCCUCCGUUGCAGUUGCCGGCCAGAGAUUUGUUUCCUCAACGGCUAAGCGCGAGUCCGGACCUAUUGAUGCUACAAAGAGUACCUUGAAGAAGGCGGACCGCGUUGUUUCUGACGCUGCAGUCAAGGGAAUCGAGACUGGUGAGGCUGCCGCAAGCAAGGUUAAGCAGGCCGUCGGAAGUUCAAGUGGCGAGGCAGAACAGAAAGUCGGAGAGCUAAAGGGCGAGGCUGCCGAGUUGGCGGGCAAGGGCAAGGGCAAGGCACAGGAGGUUGCUGGUGAGGCAAAGGGAAAGGCUAAGGAGUUUGCCAGUGACGUGAAGUCAUAA